GACUGAAAUGGAGUCGGGGGGGGGGGGAUUAUUGUAACCCCGUUACAAAACUCGGAGCCCCUCCCUCCCCUGAGACAGGCCCCUUGGUGCCCCAGCGAUGGGUGAAUCUCCCCAGCCCUGAACGGCUGCUGGGGCCCUGUUUGCUCCGUCAGAGACACCUGCUCUGAAAGGGGGCAGGAUCCUGUUCUCCUGAACAGCCCCGAGUGUGACCCGCUCACACUGUCUCCCAAUGCACGUGUGCCAGGCAGCCUGAGUAACCUGCUCUUGGUGUAGUCUGUGUGUGUGUGGGGGGGGUUACAGUGAGAUCAGUCUGCUCAGAUUUCAUUUCUGUUCUGUAUAAAUAGGCUUGGACGAAUUAGAUCUUUUUAGGGUAAACGUCACUUUCACCCUAUACACACAAACAGAUGGAAAAGUAUUUCCAUGGAUAAUAAUCAAAAUGACCAGAAAGGCAGAGUCGGGAAAAUGCUGCUUGAGAACUUCUUUAAAGUUUGAUUUAAGGAGAGUUGCUUGGUAUGUUUUGACAUGUGAUGCUGACAGUGUGUGUGUUUCAAUGGUUAUAAACCUUUAACUUUUUAAUCCCAAUAUCUAUAGCCAUGAAAUAAUUAUUACCUGACCCACCCUGUAAUUUCCUGCAACGGUGAAAAUUUAAAUCAAUAAAAAUAAAAAGGAAACCCUUAAAAAUGGACAUUGAUAUUAUCCGUUGACAUAAUUAAAGAGAGAAAAAAAGAAAUUCUGCCAGGCCUAUAUAUAAAUAUAGCAAUACAAUCACUACUAAUCUAGUCCCUUUACUCUCCAUUAAUCAAAUAUUGCGCUAUAACUUUUCAGAUUUUUUCUCUUUUUUCCACUUGCCAGAUUUUGAUAUAAAAUCCUCUCAAAUUUUGUUCAAUUUCUCUUAUUUAUAGAUUAAUAUAUUAUCUGCUAAUUUAUUUCUCUAAAUACCCACGAUUAAGAAAAUUAAUUGACUUCUCCUUUCUAAUUAACUUACAUGUGAAUCAUUUCCAUAUUUUCUCUCUCAGUUAUGAAAUAGGGAUAUAAAAUCUCCUCAAAAUUCACUGAUGUUUGCACUCUAAUUUUUGAAUUAUAUAAGAUUUCCUCAAUUUGGGAGGAGAAAUAUUGCCCUGAGUCAUUGAUUUGAUUACAAGAAGAAAUUAUCAGGUACUCUAAAGGCCUCUUGAAUUCUAGCAGAGAAAAGCGUAAGGAGAAAGAUUAGCUGAAAAUGAAAGCCAGAGAAAUACAAAUGGAAAAUUAGGGUGAUUAACUACUGAAAAAACUAACAAGGGAAGCGGUGGAUUUUCCAUCUCUUAAAUUCAGCACUGGAUGCUUUGGUACAUGUGUUUUAAUCCAACACAAGUGACAGGGCUCAGUGCAGGAGUAACCAGAUGAAUUGAGCUGGAUUGUAUCAUACAGGAGGUCAGACUAGAUUUUCUAAAUUCAAUGGUCUCUUCCACUUCUGGCCUUAAAAAUCCAUAACACCACAUGGGGAUUGGGUGGGUGGGAGAUUAAACUCCCCAAUGAUAAACUUUCCCCUGAUAUCUGCGAAUCAAGUUGUUUCCCCCAUAUUUAAUGAGCCUCCCUCAGCUAAGGGACCAGUGUCACCCAGAUACUGAUGGGGAAAUCGCCGAGGGCUAGAUGUACCAAGGGAUUUAGGCAUUACAAGAUCAGCAGAGCAGCACCUUUUGUUUAGAUACCCUGCCUCCUAGUGGAAUCCACAACCCUGAGUUAGGCUCCCUAUAUUCUCCCUGGGCAGAGCUAAGCACCUAAAAAUGGGAUCCACAAAACACAGCAUGCUGACCAGGGAGCUGCCUGAGCUAGCCAAUGGGAAAUGCUGAGGAGAGGGGUGGGUCAUAUGCCCCUGCCCCUCAAAGGGACAUAGGUGGCUAUCUCUGCUUGGUCACUUUUCACUGUGAACCCUCUCCUGGAGUUUGGUGCAAAAGGCUUUGGGGUUUUCCAAGGUACGUCUCAGUCUCUCCCGCUGAAGCUGUUCCACCGUGUAUAAAUGGUUACACAUAUGUUGGGUAAGAAGGAGUGAGACUGACUCCAGCCCUGGGGCAGGGCGCUCACCUGGGUUUUAGGAGACCCAGGUUUCAGGACCACUCUUCCAAUGUCUAUUUAGAUCUUUCUGUUUGGGCUGACCCAGCCUGUCUCCUUUGCGUACCUUUUCCUAGCAACAUUUAUUGUUAUCUGUGGUUGUAACUGUAUAUGAAUUUUCACUCUCUGUCUGAAAAUGGGGUUCCCCACUGGGGUAGGACUGCCUGAUCCCAGUGACUACAACACAUCCUGCUGGGGGAUGGGAACCCCGUUCAGAGAGGGGAUUUUCAGGGGUGCUGCUGGUGGGUUUGUGUUAGAAGGGCUGGAGCAGGAAAUACACAGGGCCAGGGAGGUGGUGACAGGAUGGGACAAGCCUGCUGGGAUGUCUUCAGUUUGUGGCAUAAUGUUCAGAACAGGAACUUUUGGGGGAUGGAAUAAAAAUUUCCCCAUUUCUGGAACGGGAAAGAAACCAACAGGGCUGGGAAAAUUGAUUGGACUUUCAGUGCUGGAGCCUGAACCCACUAGACAGAGGUUGCUCUGAAAUACAAAAGAGGCACCCAGGGGUGAGGUCCCGGGGAGGUGCCCCGUCCCCUGACCCCCAGCUUCUGGGAAUGGGGAGGGGGUUAGGAUUCCUGUCCCUGGACUCUGCUGAGGGGCUCCAUCUCCUGUAUCAGCCUCUGGCUAGCAGGUGUGUGAUAAAUGGGAAGGCCCCUGCCCUCCUCCAUCGGCUGGGAGGGACAAGGAGCUCUCUCUUUCUCCACGCAUGGAGCCUCCUGGCUGCUCUGAGCAGGGUGGGGGUGGGAUUCUAUAUCUCUGGUGCUUGUUGUUUCAGGAGCCGGUGACCUUCGAGGAGGUGGCUGUGUAUUUCACCCAGGGGCAGGGGCUCUGCUGGACCCCGGUCCGAGAGCCCUCUACAGGGACGUCAUGCAGGAGAACUAUGAGAUGGUGAACUCGCUGGGUGCAGUACACUGUGAAAUUAGAGUGAGAGAGAGGGUUUAAAAGAAAGAGGAGCCUCCAUGCUUGGAAAAUGAGGAGGAAUAUCCCAGUUCUAAUGGAUCAUGGAGCACCAGGGACACACUUCAGAGAAGGAAAAAUUACAGAAGGGGGGUGCUGGGAUGGUGAAUGAGAAUCCACAGUGGGAAGAUGGUGAGGAUGUGGAUCUACAAGGAACGGUAUUGGGAAGAUCUGAGGGGGAUUUUUAUGAGAAUCGUGUACAAGGAAAAGCCUGUGGAAAUCAACGUAAGUCGGAGAGGCUGCUGGGAUAUGGCCUAGGGAAGAAAAUGUGUGAACCCAUAAAUCAUGGUGGAGAUUGCAAGGAUCUCAAGGAAACCACAGCCCAGCAGAGAAUCCCCACAGAAGAGAGAAAAAACACGUGCACCGAGUGUGGGAAAAGCUUCAGUCGAAGUUCACAUCUUAUUUCCCAUCAGAGGAUCCACACAGGAGAGAAACCCUACAAGUGCCUAGUCUGUGGGAAAGGUUUCAAUCAGAGCUCAAACCUUAUUUCCCAUCAGAGGAUCCACACAGGAGAGAAACCCUAUAAGUGCCUUAAUUGUGGGAAAGGUUUCAAUCAAAGUUGCCAUCUUAUUAGGCACGAGAGAACCCACACAGGGGAGAAGCCCUAUAAAUGCCUGGAAUGCGGGAAAAGCUUCAUUCAAAGCUCAGAUCUUAUUUCUCAUCAAAGAACCCACACGGGAGAAAGACCCUAUAAAUGCCUGGACUGUGGGGAAAGUUUUGAUUGGAACAUGCAGCUUGUUAGACAUCAGAUGCACCAUACAGGAGAGAAACCUUACAAAUGCCUGGAUUGUGGGAAGGGGUUUAGUGACAGUUCAGCCCUUAUUACUCACCAGCGACUGCACACAGGAGAGAGACCCUAUAAAUGCCUCGAUUGUGGGAGAAGAUUCAAUCGGAGCUCACACCUGACUCGACACAAGAGAACCCAUUCUGGAGACAAACCCUAUAAAUGCCCAGAGUGUGGGAAAAGUUUCAGUCAGAGCUCAUACCUUAUUUCACAUCAGCGAACACAUACAGGAGAGAAACCCUAUAAAUGCCUCGAGUGUGGGAAAAGAUUCAGUUGGAGCUCAGAUCUUAUUUCACAUCAAAGAACUCACACAGGAGAGAGACCUUAUAAGUGCCUAGACUGUGGGAAAAGUUUUAGUGACAACUCAGCCCUUAUUAAACAUCAGAGAAUCCAUACAGGAGAGAGACCCUAUAAAUGCCUUGACUGUGGGAAAAGUUUCAAUCAGAGCUCCACCCAUAUUCGACAUCAGAGAAUCCACACAGGAGAAAAACCUUGAAUGUGGAAGAAGCUUCAGUUGGGGUCAGCACGUAUGGGGCAUCAGCAAAUCCAUACAGGGAAAAGACCUCUUAAAUAUCUUAAGCAUGGACAAUGUUUCAAGUGGAACUGACAUUGGAGACUCCACACAAAAGAGAAAUUCUAUCAGUUCCAUACUAGGACUGGCCAUAGUUUAUUAAAAAAAAAAUCCAAUUCCCCUGCACACGUCUUUGACGUCUUUCAUGCUAAGUCAGACUCUUGAGGGCUGGAGAUGGAAAUGUCUCAGACCUGGAGGGGGGAUUUGUAUAAAUCCCAAACACAGCCUGAUACUUCCGAGCUUCAAUCCCUGGUUCUAUCUCUUGGUAAAUCUGCUUCUGUGCUGUUUCAUACCCAGCUCAGAUUGCAGAAGGGAAUUUGGGUUUUCUCCUUUCAUUAGGAUGAUGUUAAAACUUUUGUAAAUAAUGUGAUCAUAUAAGAAGGCUCCAAAUGAGGUAGGUUUUGGCAGUUUAGGGGAGACCAGGGGUUUACUGUCCUCUGGCUCAUAUUAACCUGAGCUUCCUGCUCUCAGGGCAUUUGCUCCUCUGGCUGGAUCCUGGUGUCUCUCAUGGAUUCACUAUGUUUUUCUACCCGUUGUCAACUGUUGCUCUUUUGCUGCUCUCUGGGGGAGCUGGGAGCAGAUGUGCUGGGUGGAUGCUGGAUUGAUAAGAAGAGCUGUGAACUAGGGAAAUGGGGUGAGAAGGUUGGAUGAGUCUUAACAAGAACCAAUAGUUGGAGAUUAAAGCCAGACAAAUUGUAAUUAGUAACAAGGCACAAUUUUUUUUUUAACAGUGAGGGUGAUCAACCUUUGGGACAAACUACCAAGGGAAGCGGUUCUCGAUUACAUCAUGUUCUCAGAUUAAGACUGGAUGCCUUUACUUGAAGAUUUGCUUUAGUCAAACACAGUCAAGGAAUAAAUGGUUAACAUUCAUCUGUGUUACACAGGUGUUCAAAGAAUCGAUGUGCCUAAAUGAUUAGUGCAGUCCUAUAAUAUUUGAUACUGGUUUAGAUUUGCAGUAAUAAGUCAUUCGGUUUUCCCUUUGUAAUAUACAUAUGGGAGGGCUUGGAAGGGUUAGAUUUUUAUCAGUAAAUGUUGGUAAACAUCGAUAUCAUGGCACACGUGCACAAACCAACAAAAAAUAGUUCCAUAGCUGUUAACUGAAAUUUAGAACUAGGCAAAGUAAGAAAACUGCCCCUUGAGAACUUCUUAGAGUUUGAUUUAAGGAGAUUUACAUGGUAUAUUUUGACACGUGAUGUUGAGAAUGUGCGUGUAACGGUUAUAAAGCUUUAACCAUUAAAAUCUCAACAUCUACUGUCAUUAAAGAUUUCAGAGUGGAAGCCGUGUUAGCCUGUAACAGCAAAAAACAAAAAAACGAGGA
This is a messenger RNA of Dermochelys coriacea (leatherback sea turtle), 5715 nucleotides long. Its product is annotated as zinc finger and SCAN domain-containing protein 2-like. Gene Ontology annotation, molecular function: DNA-binding transcription factor activity, RNA polymerase II-specific; RNA polymerase II cis-regulatory region sequence-specific DNA binding. The transcript is spliced from 3 exons. Lineage: Eukaryota; Metazoa; Chordata; Testudines; Dermochelyidae. Bases 3087 to 4322 code for a protein of 411 amino acids. Gene Ontology annotation, cellular component: nucleus. Gene Ontology annotation, biological process: regulation of transcription by RNA polymerase II; central nervous system development. The record is from RefSeq and is a predicted model, not a curated record.